This is a messenger RNA of Terrapene triunguis (Three-toed box turtle), 909 nucleotides long. Its product is annotated as NFATC2-interacting protein. Bases 271 to 549 code for a protein of 92 amino acids. Gene Ontology annotation, biological process: cytokine production; positive regulation of transcription by RNA polymerase II. The record is from RefSeq and is a predicted model, not a curated record. Gene Ontology annotation, molecular function: protein binding. The transcript is spliced from 2 exons. NCBI's taxonomy places the organism in Eukaryota, Metazoa, Chordata, Testudines, Emydidae.
CCCCAUGGCCGCCUCCCACUGGUGGCUCAUGGUCGCCCCACGCACCAGGCCUCUCUCCUGCUCCAUGGCGGCCAGCUGACGAGCCCGCAGCCGGUAGCGGAAAUUGGGUUACUGGCCCCGAAGUGCAUGCUGUGCCCCCUGGGCUGGGGGCAGGGGUCUGACAUCAGUGGGGGUCCCCCAACCCGGGAUGGGGGGUAACAGGAGUGAUCAGUGCAGCGCCCCUCGCGCUCUCUCUGUCUCCGUCUGUCCCCUGCAGAUUGCGUGGUGGACAUGGCAGCCGGGGAGCCGCAGGGCGGGGGAGAGCUGGGGGCAGGGCCGGGCCCUGGGGAGCUACGUCUGACCGUGCGAGGCCAGGAGAAGGACUCACAGCUCACACUCAACGUGCCCAGGGCGGAGCCGCUGCACCGGCUGAUGGAGCGCUACCAGGAGGCCAUGGGGCUGGGUGGCCGCCAGCUCCGCUUCUUCUUCGACGGGCAGCGCCUGGCGGGGACCCGCACGCCCGAGCAGCUGGGCAUGGAGCCCGACGACGUCAUUGAGGCCUGGGCCUAGCCCCCUCCCGGGAUGCCCCUGCCCCUGCAUAGCUGGCCAUGGAGCCCGAUGGAGGCCUGGGCCUAGCCCUCCCCCAGCCCCCUCCGCGGGAUGCCUCCCCACAGCUGGGCACGGAGCCGGCUGCUGCUGUCCCUGAGCCCGGGGGAUCCCCCUUCCUACCCCCUGCAGCAGCUGGGCACGGCCCUGCCCCCACCCCCUGCACCUAGGCAUGGCCCGGAGCCUGCCCAUCAUGUCAGCGAGGCCCAGACCCAGACCCAGCCCCGCCGGCCUGUUCUGUAAAUAGGGGACUUUAGGGGCGUUUAUCCCCCGCACUGAGGGGGGCGAAGCUGCUUUUAUGAAAUAAAUGAAUAAAUGAACCGA